This is a messenger RNA of Eimeria maxima, 1875 nucleotides long. Its product is annotated as cysteine desulfurase, putative. Gene Ontology annotation, molecular function: cysteine desulfurase activity. NCBI's taxonomy places the organism in Eukaryota, Apicomplexa, Conoidasida, Eucoccidiorida, Eimeriidae. The transcript has 5 exons. Gene Ontology annotation, biological process: iron-sulfur cluster assembly. The coding region runs from base 1 to 1875 and encodes 624 amino acids. Gene Ontology annotation, cellular component: mitochondrion; cytosol. The record is from RefSeq and is a predicted model, not a curated record.
AUGCUUAACGGGGCCAUUCGUUGCUGCACAUGCAGCAGCUACCGUCAUGGGAGGCAUGCGCUGCAGCACGCAAGAAGGCGCCUGCUGCAGCGCAACGUGCAUCAACAGCAACAACAGCAACAGCAACAUCAACAGCAACAACAGCAACAUCUGAACCCUCGAGUUGAGCAGAAAGAACAUCAGUCAUUAUGGUGCCUCUCUAAUCGCUUUCCUACUACCCUUUAUCCUAACUGCUCUGCAGCAUCGACAGCAACUGCAGCACGAGCAGUAGCAGGAGCAACAGCAAUAGCAGCACAUCGUAGUCUUGCUUAUCGCUGCCGUUACCCCAUCGGCAGGCGUUCCUUUUCUUCUUCUGCUGUUGAUGGUCCCCUACCAGCAUCAUCUGCAGCAUCAGAAGGAGAGGCAACUGCUACGUUCCCCUCAUCAUCAUCAACAUCCCAACCAGGAUCAGCAGCAGCAGCAGCAUCAGCAGCAGAAGCAGCAGCAGCAGCAGGUGGAGGACAUGGACGUAUAGCAGCACGACCUGUAUACUUAGACUAUCAGGCAACAACUCCAUUAGAUCCUCGUGUCUUAGAUAAAAUGAUGGCAUUUAAUGUUGAUUGUUUUGGUAAUCCACACUCUUCUUCCCAUCCUGCUGGUUGGGAGGCAAAAAGAGAAGUAGAGAAAGCUAGGGAGGCAGUAGCCCGUGUAUUGGGUUUACCGGCUUCUAGAAGUCGGGAUAUUGUGUUCACCUCGGGGGCAACAGAAAGCAACAACUUAGCCAUUAAGGGUCUUGUGAGGUUUGAAGAGCAGCAGCAUGCUCUCAGACAAAAGCAGCAACAGCAACAGCAGCAGCAGCAGCAGCAGCAGCGUGCGGAUCAGCAGCAACAACCACAGCUGCAGCAGCAGCAAAAGCCGCAGCGGGUGCGGAAGAACCACGUAAUAACAACGCAGAUAGAGCACAAAUGUGUGCUACAAUGUUGCCGUUUGCUGCACAUGGAGUGGUUAUUGUCUGGUGGUUCUCGUGGUGCAGAAGUAACGUUUCUUCCGGUGUCUAGGGAGGGUUUAGUGUCUGCUGCUGAUGUUGCUGCUGCUAUAAAACCUUCAACACUUCUAGUAUCUGUAAUGCAUGUAAAUAAUGAAGUAGGGGUUGUUCAAGAUUUACGUUCUAUUGGAGAAGUUUGCCGAGAAAAAGGAGUUUUUUUUCAUACUGAUGCAUCACAAGGGUUUGGCAAAAUACAUAUAGAUGUAGAAGAUAUGAACAUCGAUCUUCUUUCUCUAUCCGCACAUAAAAUAUACGGGCCCAAGGGUAUAGGAGCACUCUUUGUCCGCAGCAAAAAAAAGAAAGUACGAUUGGCCCCUCUUAUUGAUGGUGGCGGACAAGAAAGGGGACUUCGCAGUGGUACUCUGCCUACCCCGUUGAUUGUGGGGUUAGGGGCGGCAGCUUCGUUGUCGUUGGAGUGUAUGGACAGCGACAGGCGACAUAUUGAACGUCUCUCCAAAUUGCUGCUGCAGCAGCUGCAGCAGCAGCUGCCACACAUCUCGGUCAACGGCAGCCUCAGUAACCGCUAUCCAGGAAAUCUAAACAUCUCCUUUUCUUUUGUUGAGGGAGAGUCCCUUCUCAUGAGCAUUGGAGAUAUCGCCAUGAGUUCAGGCAGCGCAUGCACUAGCGAGUCUUUGGAACCCUCUUAUGUUUUGCGAUCAUUGGGGGUUGGUGAGGAAACAGCUCAUACUUCAAUUCGCAUAGGCAUCGGGCGGUUUACGCGUGAGGAAGAGGUGCGGCACUGCGCGGAGAGGCUGGUGAAGGAAGUGCGGCGGCUGCGGGAGAUGUCGCCGCUGUAUGAAGGCGCCAUUGAAGGAGACGGCGAAAAGGGACCCAAACUUGUAUGGACUUAA